AGAGCAAUAGCAGUUUCACACGUACGCACGGAAACGACUGACUCUACGCAUGUGCUUCAGCCUCAUUUCCUGCAUCGUCUCAAAAACUGUAAGUCAGAACCACGGCCGCCACAGCAACAGUGUUAGCUGGUGUGAUUGUACAUCAGUGAAAUAUUGGACCUUAACGUUUAACGCGACGGUACCGUCCAUUGUACGAUUACGGACAUUUUUGCGCUGCGGUGGAGGCGUUCCGCCAACGACGACGACAAAAACCGAUAUUGGGACCGCACGACGAUUAUUAACUUUUCGCGGUGACGUUUUUGUCAGCGUUUGACAAUCACGACGAACAUCGCGCCCCCGCUAUGAUUCACAGCGGCGGCGGCGCAGAUUGUUAUACCGGUGCGGUAGCAACCACGACGAAUACCGCCGGCAACCCUUCGACGACCGCAAUGAUGGCUAACAUACAACAACAACAACAACAACAACAACAACAACAUCAACAACAUCAACAAAUACAACACCAACAGCACCAGCAAAUCUCCGCGGCCGUCACAGACAUGCCGACGGACUUCUGGUGGUGGUCCACGACGACGACGACGACGGCGGCACAGCAACACGCCGACGGCGGCGGUCCGGCGCCCGGACACCAACACCAGCAGAUAUCGUCUUCGUCUUCUCAACAGCAACAACACCAGGAGACCAUCGACGGCGACGAGUUUGACGGUUUCGACUUGUCGCUGCUCAUAAACGGCGCCGGCGACGGAUACUUCAGCGACGCGUCGUCCGCCGACUGUCGCGUGCCGGCGGCCGCCAUUUCCGCGACGGUCACCGUGCACACCAACACGUCGUCCAUGGACGGCGCCGGCGCCGACGGCGACUGUUACUAUCCGUCGGCCGCGACGUCCACGUCGCUGCAACAGCAACUCGACCUACACGCCGAGACAUCGUUCGGCUCCUCCGACGACGAAGGCGGACCGCCGACAAUCACCCGCCGCAGGUUGGACGCGCCGCCGUCCCUGCAACUGGACGGCGGACAGGCGUCCCGCGGCCAAUACGACGCGGCGGACGACGACGAACUACUGUUGUACGGCGGCCCUUAUUAUUCCGCCGCCGCGUCGCCCUCGUGGCUCGACCGCAUGGUGGCCGCCGCGGCCGCCGCGACAACGGGCGCCGGCACUGCCGAUUUCUAUUCCGGUGACGCCGACACAGCCGCUGACGACCAAGACAUCUACCGUCGGCGACAACAACAACAACAACAGCAAAACGGCGACCGUGCAGUGGACAUUGUCAACAUCGUGGACGACUGUUGCAGCGUCAGCGAUUAUUGCAACAACUACGGCAUGGGCGGCUUCGAUCAGGGCUACUACUCCGUCGCUUCGGCCGAAGUAGCGUUCAGCCCACAGACUUCGGCUCCGGUGCCGUCCGUCACGCCACCGCCGUCGUCGUGCGGCGACCCGUCGACGACCACAACCACGAGCAACGACGGUGACAAUAUUGUCCAACAGAUGACGACCUGGAAAACGACUGAAGCAACGGCGUCCGACGACUACUACGACAGGCUGCUGAUGACGGUCAUGAUGGAGGCGGCCGCGGCCGCAGGUUCCGCGAUCCCAUCGCCGGCCAGCGAGAGCAACUGCGCCGGUGCGGCUGAUAACGUCGGCAGCAACUACAUCAGCAGCAGCAGCAGCAGCAACAGUAGCAGUAGCAGCAGCACUUGCAGCACCACUACGUUCAACAGCGUGGCCAGUGGCGACGUGGACGGCGGCAACGCCGCGUGCUUCAAGAUGGAAGUGGACGACGACGAGUGCUGCGGCGGCAGCGACGAGGCCACCACGACGGCCGCGGACGAAGACGACGUGGACGACGACGACAACGAGUCGGACGUGUCCGACGCGAUAAUGAAGUUUCAACCGGAACAGCAGCUGCUCGUCAACGCCGCCGCCGCCGCGACGUGCUGUUCGACCACGGCAGCCGUGGCCGAGCCGGAGAACAAGACCGCGGCGGCCGUCGCCCCGUCCGGAACCACGUCAUCGUCGCAACACAUCCACUUGUGGCAGUUUCUCAAAGAACUGUUGACCGCGUCGUCGGCAGCCGCAGACCUGCAGAUCGCGGCCACCGCGGACGGUGACGCGGCGCCACAGCCCCCGCCGUCCCCGUCCACGGCGCUCUCGAACGCCACCGCCGCCGCCGCGACGAACAAGUCGCAGCAGCCGCCGCAGCAGAUGAUCCGGUGGUUGGACCGGAAGCUGGGCGUGUUCAAAAUCGAAGACAGCCAGGCCGUUGCCCGUCUCUGGGGCCGCCGCAAGAACCGGCCCGCCAUGAACUACGACAAACUUUCUCGAAGUCUGCGACAGUACUACAAGAAGGGCAUCAUGCGCAAGACGGAACGCUCGCAGCGGCUCGUCUACCAGUUUUGCCAUCCGUACAACGCUUGACGUGUGAUGAUAACAGGACAAAAAUUUACACAAUAUGUACAUAUUAAUAUUAUUAUUAUUAUUAUCAUUAUUAUUAUUACUGUUAUUAUUAUUAUUAAUAUCAUCAUCGGGUCUGUGAAUCAAUAAUUGAUUGUGACGUUUUUGAAAAUACGUUUUCGCGCAUCAUCAUAUACGAGCGCUCUGUGUUGCUACUGAAUUAAUUUUGAUAUUUCGAAGCUCACUCCCACCCCACGGUCACUCUGAAUUGUUGUAACACAGUCCCGGUUGCAUAGGCGGAUAUUUGAUCGAAUUUUUAUUUUUAUUUUUUUUUUCUGAGCGAGGGGGGGGGGCUUAAAUCUUUCUUUGCAUUUUUGUAAAAUAGAUACCUAUUUAAUGCUUAGAAAAAUGUUCAAUAACUUGGGGGGGGCUUUCGAUUUUUUUCAAAGCAUCCCCCAAUCUCCGCCUAUGCCCUACGGUUGUAAUGGGUAUGUAAUAACGUAGGUACACUAGGUAUUGCACCAGUGGAUUAUAAACGUAUAAGCGCGGUGGUGGUAAUAACAUGAUAAGUCAAAACUUGUUAUAGGUUAAGUUAAAGUAGUGCUUCUACUUCGGCCGAACUAUCUGUAAUGAUAAUUCGGCAGAGGUAAAACGCUCGCAUCAUAAUAUUAUACUCGCGUGUAUAAGCGCGCGAUACGCCGCGCCGUCUCGUACUCGUCGCGGUCGGACGGGCGGGCGGCGGACGCGAAGCGGCUUAGGCGCGAACGAUGAACGCGGAAGGUAAUUUUCGCGUGCGCCACCGUCACGGCCUUUUUUUAAGGGUGACGGGGUUUUUUUUAAUGGGGGAGGGGGAUAUUGGGUAGUCGUCGAAAAUGCGGUCCGGUGACGAUUUCGGUUUGUAUAUUUAUAUUGAAAUGAUAAUACAAACUAAAUCGCACGAACGAUUUUCGACGGUAUACGCCUAGUUACUUGUGGUCGAACGCGAGCUGGAGAGUUGGAAGAAUAUUGUGGCGCUUUGGGCGUGAUUUUUUUUUUUCUAUUUUAAAACUACCCGACCGCCGGGCCCUAUGCGGCCCCGGUUGGACUUGGGUGGUUGUUAUCGGUCCCAUAUAUCAAUGAUAUAUUGUCUAUUACGUACGUUCUGUGAACAUGUUUUUUUUUAAUUUUAAUCAUAACAUAUAUGUUUUUUUUUUAUUAUACAUAAUAAGUAUUAUAAGGUGUAACAUAUAUAUUAUUAUUAUCAUACAUUAUUAUAUUGUGAUUAAUUAGAUUUACAAUAUUGUGGAAGGAAGGGGGCGAUUACGGAUUCUGUGCGGACUGUAUUAAUCCGCAGACGUAAUACGCCAAUUGGUGCAGGUUAUACAUAAUAAUUAUUACAUCCAUAAAUCUACGCAUAAAAUGAGCAAAAAUGUAAAACUUAAGCCAUAUUAAAUUCAAUGCUCGAAUUGAAAAAAAAUAAACAAUGUAUUCAUGGUCUCAAAUGUAAACUAAUGAUUUGCGUUCCUUAUAAUUGUCAAAAAAAUGGUUAUCUCCUUACAUGAGUCUGAAAUGGGUUAACUCUAAUGCCUCUAAUUAAGCACUGAUUUUAACAUUGUAUUGUUGAGAUACACGUGCGCUAAUAUUGCAAAUAAUAUUGUAUAUUUUAUAUAGCCAUAUAGGUGCGUAUUUGUAAUAAUUAUUGAG
Melanaphis sacchari is the source of this 4073-nucleotide messenger RNA. RefSeq lists its product as uncharacterized. NCBI's taxonomy places the organism in Eukaryota, Metazoa, Arthropoda, Insecta, Hemiptera, Aphididae. The transcript is spliced from 4 exons. The coding region runs from base 342 to 2414 and encodes 690 amino acids. Gene Ontology annotation, biological process: cell differentiation; regulation of transcription by RNA polymerase II. Gene Ontology annotation, cellular component: nucleus. Gene Ontology annotation, molecular function: sequence-specific DNA binding; DNA-binding transcription factor activity, RNA polymerase II-specific. The record is from RefSeq and is a predicted model, not a curated record.